AUGGGCGGCCUGCUCUCCUCCCCCAUCGUCCUGGGCGCCUCCCUCCUGGCCGUCGUCGUGCUCUACCUCGCCCUCUCCGGCUCUUCUGCCUCUUCUCCCGGUAACAAGCAGCAGAAGAAGGACGGCCAGGAGCCCGCCUCCUUUCUCAUGUACUGCCGCUUCGUCUACGCCAACUUCAUCAAGCCCCUGCACACGCCCUCGUCCGCCGGCGCCACCUCCGGCCAGCAGCAGGCCCUCGAGAACUUCUACCAGACUCAGGUACUUCCUUAUCAUCAUCAACGGCCACACCACGGCAGCACCCACGCAGGAGACGAUGACGAGACCUAUCAAAGACUGGUGUUGACGCUGUGUGAACAGGCUUCCGUGUACGAUGCGACUAGACGACGUCUGCUCAGGGGCCGCGAGGACAUGCUCGGCCUCCUCGCCGCCCAGGUCGGCCUCAAGAUGGCCUCCAAGGACCACAAGCCCAUCUGGGUUGACAUUGGCGGUGGAACUGGGUGCGUCAAAAGUGCCGGAAAGUAUAACAUCGAGGCCAUGGCAGCGUUUCUGGAUGUCGAACGGCACUUUGAGCAUGUCUACCUCGUCGACCUGUCUCCGUCGCUGUGCGAGGUCGCCAGGCAGCGCUUCGCCCGGCUCGGAUGGAAGAACGUCUCCGUCUUCUGCCAGGAUGCGAGGGAGUUUCGCGUUCCGGGUCAGGAUGCGAAGGCCGAUCUCAUCACCAUGAGCUACUCCCUGUCCAUGAUCCCAGGUACACCCCUACCCAUACCCUUUAACCUGUACGGACGUGCUGAUGGCUGGGCAGACUACUACUCCGUCGUCGACUCGCUCUCCUCCCUGCUGAGAAAUGACGGCACCAUCGGAGUAUGCGACUUUUACGUCCAGAACAUCGUCGACUUGGCCACCAGGAACUAUACCGGCGGCAUCUCCAAUCGCCACGUCAACUGGCUCGGCCGUGUCUUCUGGCGUGCCUGGUUCGACGUUGAUCGUGUCAACCUGGAAGCCGCGCGCAGGGACUACCUCGAAUACCGCUUCGGUACCGUCAUCUCCGCCAGUGAGCGCAACUACUUGCUCGGCGGCAUCCCCUACUACAUCUUCAUCGGGUGCCAAAAGGACCUUACCCUCAACGACAGCGACGCCAUCGCCCGUCUGGACGCCACCCUCACCGAGUCCCCGUAUCUCUCGCCAACCCACCACCGCUCCGAGCUCUCCAGGGCCGUCCAGCGCACGAUCCCCGAAGUCCGGUCCAAGGCAUACGAAUCCGCCAUCGUCAACCUCUCCUCCAACCUGCCCUUGCCCUCUUUCUUCUACCAGCACCACCACUGGCGUAUCUGCUACAACGAACUCCUCGCCAAGCACACCCAGUUCAACAAGGAGUACAUCUACGCCUUCACCUGGGAAGAUCCCCGUGUCGACCACCGCCUGCUGAACAUCACCUCGGACGACGUCAUCCUCGCCAUCACCAGUGCCGGAGACAACAUCCUGGACUACCUGUCCGGACCCCACACCCCCCGCCGCAUCCACGCCGUAGACCUCAACCCGAAUCAGAACCAUCUGCUCGAACUGAAAGUCGCCUCCUUCACCGCGCUCUCCCACAGCGACCACUGGAAGAUCUUCGGCGAGGGCAAGCACCCCGGGUUCCGUGACCUGCUCAUCUCAAAGCUCUCUCCCCACCUCUCCUCGCAGGCCUUCCAGUUCUGGCUCGACCAUGCCUCCGUCUUCACCUCCUCCAGCCACGGCCUCUACGAGACCGGCGGCUCCAGACACGCCCUCAAGCUGGUCCGCUACCUCUUCUCCAUCUUCGGCCUGACAGACGAGGUCAAGAAGAUGUGUGCCGCCCAGACGCUCGAGGAACAACGGGCCCUCUGGCCGCGCAUCCGCCGCGUCUUGCUCUCAAAACCGCUCAACUGGGCCAUCGUGGGGACGGAGUGGUUCGCGUGGAAGGCCGCCGGUGUGCCUGCCGCACAGCGAAACAUGAUAUUAACAGACUACAUGGAGCGCGAGAAGCUAGAGGGCGGCCUGAAGGGCGCCAAGGAGAGAGGUGUAGGCGGACAGGCCGUAUGGGAAUACGUCGUCAACACCCUCGACCCGGUCGUCAGGGAGACCCUGUUGGGAGACGACAACUACUUCUACCUCCUCUGUCUGACCGGACAGUUCUCCAAGAGAUGUCACCCAACCUACCUCACGCAAAAGGCCCACACCAAGCUCUCCACCCCAGGCGCCUUUGACGGCCUGCGCAUCCACACAGACGAGAUCCAGGAAGUCAUCUCCCGCAUCACCCCCGGCACCCUAACCAUCGCAGUAGUAAUGGAUUCCAUGGACUGGUUCGAUCCCUCCUCCCAGGCUGCGGCCACGCAAGCAACGGCAUUCAACCAUGCUCUCAAGCUCGGCGGCCGCAUUCUCCUCCGCUCCGCCAGCAUCGAACCAUGGUACAUCUCUGUUUUCCAAAAAUGCGGAUUCACCACUAGGAGAGUCGGGGCCAGAUUCCCCGGCGCAUGCAUCGACCGAGCUGGCCAGACAGGAGCCCUCAACCAAACCGGCCCUUCCGACCACUCCAGCUAA
This is a messenger RNA of Microsporum canis CBS 113480, 2559 nucleotides long. RefSeq names its product sialidase. Lineage: Eukaryota; Fungi; Ascomycota; Eurotiomycetes; Onygenales; Arthrodermataceae. The transcript is spliced from 6 exons. The record is from RefSeq and is a predicted model, not a curated record. Bases 1 to 2559 code for a protein of 852 amino acids.